Yamadazyma tenuis ATCC 10573 is the source of this 808-nucleotide messenger RNA. Its product is annotated as GNAT family N-acetyltransferase. Lineage: Eukaryota; Fungi; Ascomycota; Pichiomycetes; Serinales; Debaryomycetaceae. The record is from RefSeq and is a predicted model, not a curated record. Gene Ontology annotation, molecular function: acyltransferase activity, transferring groups other than amino-acyl groups.
AAGACCACCCCCAAUCGAAAAUAAUCUCGAUUUCACACAUUCUGCAUAUCAUAUACGUCUCAUCUGUAAUACACUAGUAAUGAUAAUUCUUAAAAGAUCUCCACACUUUUCUCUUCCCUGCGAGCGCGGAUAAGGCCAUCUCUCGGACAAGCCCAUCUCACAUCUCAAUUAAUCUUAACCCUGGCAAAAAUGGUGGAACUUAGGCCCGCACGGCCCAGCGACGCCGUGGCCCUCGCUAGCAUAUACAACGAUGCCUUGGUCAAUACAGUGGCCAUUUGGAAGUCAGGAACCGUCACCUCUGAAGAGCGUGUUCUGUGGCUUGAGGACAAACACCAAACACAAUUCCCUGUUAUCGUGGCCACCGACAAUGACAAGGUCGUUGGGUUUGCCACUUAUGGCUACUGGCGCCCGUACGACGGAUACGUCCAUACUGUGGAGCACUCGGUGUAUGUGGACAGAAACUCCAGAGGAAACGGAGCUGGUAAGGCCAUGUUGGUGGAACUCAUUCAACUUGCACGAGCCCAGGGCAAGCACAUGAUGGUCGGCUGUAUAGAGUCAGGCAAUGUUGCUUCAAUCAAACUUCACCAGAAGCUUGGGUUUGAGGAAAGUGGGACAUUCAAGGAAGUGGGCGUCAAGUUUGGCCGGUGGUUGGACUUGACAUGUCUCACACUCCAGCUCAACCCCAAGUGGAAGUUAUGAGCAGGUGAGGCCCUGUGGUGGGAGAAUGGUGUGUUUCUAUAUUCAUCUUAACUAGUUGUUAAAUAAAUUCUGUAGCUGCGAAACAAUCGCGAUUUGUUACAACUCAUGC